AUGGUCCCGGGACAGGCCCAGCCCCAGAGCCCAGAGAUGCUGCUGUUACCCCUGCUGCUGCUACCCCUGCUGCUGCCCGUGCUGGGGGCGGGGUCCCUGAACAAGGAUCCCAGUUACAGUCUUCAAGUGCAGAGGCAGGUGCCGGUGCCGGAGGGCCUGUGUGUCAUCGUGUCUUGCAACCUCUCCUACCCCCGGGAUGGCUGGGACGAGUCUACUGCUGCUUAUGGCUACUGGUUCAAAGGACGGACCAGCCCAAAGACGGGUGCUCCUGUGGCCACAAACAACCAGAGUCGAGAGGUGGAAAUGAGCACCCGGGACCGAUUCCAGCUCACUGGGGAUCCCGGCAAGGGGAGCUGCUCCUUGGUGAUCAGAGACGCGCAGAGGGAGGAUGAGGCAUGGUACUUCUUUAGGGUGGAGAGAGGAAGCCGUGUGAGACAUAGUUUCGUGAACAAUGCGUUCUUUCUAAAAGUAACAGCCCUGACUCAGAAGCCUGAUGUCUACAUCCCCGAGACCCUGGAGCCCGGGCAGCCGGUGACGGUCAUCUGUGUGUUUAACUGGGCUUUCAAGAAAUGUCCAGCCCCUUCUUUCUCCUGGACGGGGGCUGCCCUCUCCCCCAGAAGAACCAGACCAAGCACCUCCCACUUCUCAGUGCUCAGCUUCACACCCAGCCCCCAGGACCACGACACCGACCUCACCUGCCAUGUGGACUUCUCCAGAAAGGGUGUGAGCGCACAGAGGACCGUCCGACUCCGUGUGGCCUACGCCCCCAAAGACCUUAUUAUCAGCAUUUCACAUGACGACACGUCAGCCCUGGAACUCCAGGAAAACGUCAUAUAUCUGGAAGUUCAGAAAGGCCAGUUCCUGCGGCUCCUCUGUGCUGCUGACAGCCAGCCCCCUGCCACGCUGAGCUGGGUCCUGCAGGACAGAGUCCUCUCCUCGUCCCACCCCUGGGGCCCCAGAACCCUGGGGCUGGAGCUGCGUGGGGUAAAGGCCGGGGAUUCAGGGCGCUACACCUGCCGAGCGGAGAACAGGCUUGGCUCCCAGCAGCGAGCCCUGGACCUCUCUGUGCAGUAUCCUCCAGAGAACCUGAGAGUGAUGGCUUCCCAAGCAAACAGGACAGACCUGGAAAACCUCGGGAACGGCACAUCCCUCCCGGUCUUGGAGGGCCAAAGCCUGCGCCUGGUCUGUGUCACCCACAGCAGCCCCCCAGCCAGGCUGAGCUGGACCCGGUGGGGACAGACCGUGGGCCCCUCCCAGCCCUCAGACCCCGGAGUCCUGGAGCUGCCACGCAUUCAAAUGGAGCACGAAGGAGAGUUCACCUGCCACGCUCAGCACCCACUGGGCUCCCAGCACGUCUCUCUCAGCCUCUCCGUGCACUACCCUCCACAGCUGCUGGGCCCCUCCUGCUCCUGGGAGGCUGAGGGUCUGCACUGCAGCUGCUCCUCCCAGGCCAGCCCGGCCCCCUCUCUGCGCUGGUGGCUUGGGGAGGAGCUGCUGGAGGGGAACAGCAGUCAGGGCUCCUUCGAGGUCACCCCCAGCUCAGCCGGGCCCUGGGCCAACAGCUCCCUGAGCCUCCAUGGAGGGCUCAGCUCCGGCCUCAGGCUCAGCUGUGAGGCCUGGAACGUCCACGGGGCCCAGAGUGGCUCUGUCUUCCAGCUGCUACCAGGGAAGCUGGAGCAUGGGGGAGGACUUGGCCUGGGGGCUGCCCUGGGAGCUGGCGUCGCUGCCCUGCUCGCUUUCUGUUCCUGCCUCGUCAUCUUCAGGGUGAAGACCUGCAGGAAGGAAGCUCGCAAGAGGGCAGCAGCUGAGCAGGACGUGCCCUCCACCCUGGGGCCCAUCUCCCAGGGUCACCAGCAUGAAUGCUCGGCAGGCAGCUCCCAAGACCACCCGCUCCCAGGUGCAGCCACCCGCACCCCGGGGAAGGGGGAAGAGCAGGAGCUCCACUAUGCCUCCCUCAGCUUCCAGGGCCUGAGGCUCUGGGAGCCUGCGGACCAGGAGGCCCCCAGCACCACCGAGUACUCGGAGAUCAAGAUCCACACGGGGCAGCCCCUGAGGGGCCCAGGCUUUGGGCUUCAGUUGGAGAGGGAGAUGUCAGGGAUGGUUCCAAAGUGAAGAGGUCUCCAUGGAAACAGGACACCAGCAAGUGUGUGGGAGUCGCACUGGUGUGACGGCCAGAACUGGACUCAGAUUUCAGCCCCAUCCCCAAUGAAGAGCUUGAGUUUGAAGAUUAUACUUUUUUUGAGACAGGGUCUGACUCUGUCCUCCAGGCCAGAGUCCAGUGGUGCAAUCUCAGCUGACUGUAGCCUCAACCUGCCAGGUUGAAGUGAUCCUCCCAUUUCAGCCUCCCAAGUAGCUGGGACUACAAUUGUGAGCCACCAUGCCAGGCUCAUUGUUAUAUUUUUAGUAGAGACAGGGUUUUGCCGUGUUUCCCUGGCUAGUCUCAGACUCCUGGGCUCAAGCAAUCUGCCCGCCUCUGCCUCCCAAAGUGCUGGGAUUACAGACGUGAGCCACCACAGCUGGCUGAAGAUUAUACUUUCAAUUCAGAGCGAGUUUGAAGAUGACACUUUGAGGCAUCGUGUCUAUGGUUCAUUACUACAGAAGCUUCUCUGGAUGUGUAAAGCACAGGAAACCAGGCAGAGGAGGCACAGGGUGCUCUCCAGAACGAGAAGCCAGCUCCUGGAGUUGUUUGCUGCAACUGCCAUUCCCCAUUGAUGACCAUGCUCUUCCUUCAGAAGAGGGAGAGUGAGAGGACCAAGUCCAAGUGGUUCCCAUUUUAACAUUAAAAAAAAAAAAAAGGCUGGGCAUGGUGGCUCACGCCUGUAAUCUCAACACUUUGGGAGGCUGAGGUGGGUGGAUCACAAGUCAGGAGUUCAAGACCAGCCUGGGCAAGAUGGUGAAACCCCAUCUCUACUAAAAAUACAAAAAUUACCUCUCCCUCUCCCUCUCCCUCUCCCUCUCCCCACAGUCUCCCUCUCCCUCUCUUUCCACGGUCUCCCUCUCCCUCUCUUUCCACGGUCUCCCUCUCCCUCUCUUUCCACGGUCUCCCUCUGAUGCCAAGCUGAAGCUGGACUGUACUGCUGCCAUCUCGGCUCACUGCAACCUCCCUGCCUGAUUCUCCUGCCUCAGCCUGCCCAGUGCCUGCGAUUGCAGGCGCGCGCCGCCACGCCUGACUGGUUUUCGUAUUUUUUUGGUGGAGACGGGGUUUCGCUGUGUUGGCCGGGCUGGUCUCCAGCUCCUAACCGCGAGUGAUCCACCAGCCUCGGCCUCCCGAGGUGCUGGGAUUGCAGACGGAGUCUCGUUCACUCAGUGCUCAAUGGUGCCCAGGCUGGAGUGCAGUGGCGUGAUCUCGGCUCGCUACAACCUCCACCUCCCAGCCGCCUGCCUUGGCCUCCCAAAGUGCCGAGAUUGCAGCCUCUGCCCGGCCGCCACCCCAUCUGGGAAGUGAGGAGCGUCUCUGCCUGGCCGCCCAUCAUCUGGGAUGUGAGGAGCCCCUCUGCCUGGCCGCCCAGUCUGGAAAGUGAGGAGCGUCUCUGCCCGCCCGCCAUCCCAUCUAGGAAGUGACGAGCACCUCUUCCCGGCCGCCAUCCCAUCUAGGAAGUGAGGAGCGUCUCUGCCCGGCCGCCCAUCGUCUGAGAUGUGGGGAGCGCCUCUGCCCUGCCGCCCCGUCUGGGAUGUGAGGAGCGCCUCUGCCUGGCCGCGACCACGUGUGGGAGCAAAGACCUGGAAUCAACCCAAAUGCCCAUCAAUGAUAGACUGGAUAAAGAAAAUGCGGUGGGCUGGGCGCGGUGGCUCACGCCUGUAAUCCCAGAGCUUUGGGAGGCCGAGGCGGGUGGAUCAUGAGGUCAAGAGAUGGAGACUAUCCUGGCCAACAUGGUGAGACCCCGUCUCUACUAAAAAUAGAAAAAAUCCGGGUGUGGUGGCAGGUGCCUGUAGUCCCAGCUACUCGGGAGGCUGAGGCAGGAGAAUCACUUGAACCUGGGAGGUGGAGGUUGCAGUGGGCCAAGAUUAUGCCACUGCACUCCAGCCUGGACAACAGAGUAAGACUCUGUCUCAAAAAAAAAAAAAAAAAAAGAAAAGAAAAAGAAAAUGUGGUGCAUAUACGCCAUGGAAUACUAUGCAGCCAGAAAAAAGGAUAAUCAUGUCCUUUGCAGGGACAUGGAUGGAGCCGGAAGCCAUUAUCCUCAGCAAACUAACACAGGAACAGAAAGCCAAACACCACAUGUUCUCACUUAUAAGUAGGAGCUGAACAAUGAGAACACAUGGACACAGGAAGGGGAAAAACACACACUGGGGCCUGUCAAGGGGCCGGGGGAGGGACGGGAUUAGGAAAAACAGCUAAUGCAUGCUGGGCUUAAUACCUAGGUGAUGGGUUGAUAGGUGCAGCAAACCACCGUGGCACACAUUUACCUAUGUAACAAAGCUGCACAUCCUGCACAUGUACCCCAGAACUUAAAAAAAAUCUGUGCUUUUGUUACUCCAUUCUUCUGUUGGUUUUUCCCUCCUUGCAUUUUCUUUUGUUACUUGAUUUGUGCAUUUUGUUCAAUUCUUUGUUCAACACGCCAAGAACCUGGACAACUCUCUAGUGACAGUUUGACUUCUGUGGAUUCCACGCAUCCGUGAGAUCGCACGGUAUUUGUCUACGUCUGAUUUAGGGUUAACUUCUGUUGUUGCAAAUGGCAGGAUUUCUUUAUCUUAUGGCUGAGUAGUAUUCAACUGUAUCAUGCAUGUUUUGUGUGUCUAUGUGUGUGUACAGCUGACCCUUGAACAGCACAAGUUUACACUGGGUUAUACACAGAUUUUCUUCCUCUUCUGCCACCCCUGAGAUAGCAAAAUGAG
Molecule: messenger RNA, 4836 nt
Organism: Gorilla gorilla gorilla (western lowland gorilla)
Lineage: Eukaryota; Metazoa; Chordata; Mammalia; Primates; Hominidae
Product: sialic acid-binding Ig-like lectin 11
Exons: 12
Coding region: 1-2112 (703 amino acids)
Biological process (GO): cell adhesion
Cellular component (GO): plasma membrane
Molecular function (GO): sialic acid binding
Source: RefSeq, a predicted model, not a curated record